This is a messenger RNA of Naumovozyma castellii, 2733 nucleotides long. It is a transcript of the gene TPS2, whose product is annotated as trehalose-phosphatase TPS2. NCBI's taxonomy places the organism in Eukaryota, Fungi, Ascomycota, Saccharomycetes, Saccharomycetales, Saccharomycetaceae. Bases 1 to 2733 code for a protein of 910 amino acids. The record is from RefSeq and is a predicted model, not a curated record. The transcript has a single exon.
AUGACGACCGAACCGAAAAGGAAACAAAGAAUCAUAAACUGUGUCACGCAAUUGCCCUACAGGAUCGAACUAAGCGAAUCUAACGACCAAUGGCAGAUCCACCCCACUACGGGGAACAGCGCCCUUUAUUCAUCGUUGAAAUACUUGGCCUCCUCCCAGGACUACGAACAGCAUGUCGUCGGGUGGACCGGGGAGAUCACUAGAUCUACUUCGGGCGAGAACUCUUCAUUGAAUGGGAGUGUCCUGUUGGAAGAUCACAACUCUAACGUUAAUGAUGAUCUUUCUGAAACUGCUGCCAAAUGGAAAUCCAAGGAUAAAAGGAAUGAGGAGAACGUUAAUGAAGAUGGCGAUGAUCCUUUGUAUUUAACCGCUGGUGAGAUGGAUGGUUUGAAAAAAACAAUAAAGGAUGAAAAAGUUCACCCCGUGUGGCUGUUGAGACGUAAUCAGAGAAGGUGGAGAAAUUAUGCGGAAAAUGUUAUAUGGCCUUGCUUCCAUUAUAUCUUGAAUCCAAGUUCCGAUGGGACAGAUCAGGAACAUGAUUGGUGGUAUGAUUACGUGAAAUUUAAUGAAGCUUAUGCUCAAGUUAUUGGUGAAAUUUAUGAAAAGGGUGAUACUAUUUGGAUCCAUGAUUAUUAUUUAAUGUUACUACCUCAAUUGUUAAGAAUGAAAUUCAAUGACGAAGAAUUAACCAUUGGUUAUUUCCAUCAUUCUCCAUGGCCAAGUAAUGAAUAUUUCCGUUGCUUACCAAGAAGAAAACAAAUAUUGGAUGGGCUACUAGGUGCCGAUAGAAUUUGUUUCCAAAAUGAUUCCUUUGCUAGACAUUUUGUAUCUAGUUGUAAAAGAUUAUUGGAUUCCACUGCUAAGAAGACAACAAAUGAAUUGGGCACUGAUCAAUAUCAAUUGAGUGCAUAUGGUGGUGAUUUAAUCGUGGAUGCAUUACCAACAGGUGUUAAUACCAAUGGAAUCCUGGAAGAGGCCUUCACGAAGGAUGUUGAUGCCAAGGUUCUUGCCAUUAAGGAAGCUUACCAAAAUAAAAAAAUCAUUAUUGGUAGAGAUCGUUUAGAUCCUGUUCGUGGUGUUGUACAAAAAUUAAGAGCAUUUGAAACAUUCUUGGCAAUGUUCCCCGAAUGGAGAGAUCGUGUUGUAUUGAUUCAAGUUAGUGGACCCACAGCAAAUAAGGAUUCACCUCAAACUAUCAGAUUGGAACAACAAGUUAAUGAUUUAGUCAAUUCCAUUAAUUCCAAAUAUGGGACACUAGAUUUUUCCCCAGUACAAUAUUAUUAUAUGAGAAUCCCCAAGGAUGUUUAUUUCUCACUAUUGAGAGUGGCAGAUUUAUGUCUAAUCACAAGUGUGAGAGAUGGUAUGAAUACUACAGCUUUGGAAUACAUCACUAUUAAAUCCAAUGUUUCAAAUUUUCAAUGCUAUGGUAAUCCAUUGAUAUUAAGUGAAUUCUCAGGUAGCAGUACCUUGUUGAAAGAUGCCAUUAUGGUCAAUCCUUGGGAUUCAGUCGCGGUAGCCAAAUCAAUCAAUAUGAGUUUGAAUAUGAGUAGAGAGGACAAGAUUAGUUUGGAAACAAAAUUAUGGGCCGAAGUACCCACCAUUCAAAAUUGGACUGAAACAUUCUUGAAAUCUUUGAAAUCUUAUGUCAUGGAAAGUAAGACUUCACAGACAGAUAGGAAAAUCACCCCGGCUUUAAAUAGACCAGUGCUACUGGAAAAUUAUAAAGCUGCUAAACGUCGUUUAUUCUUAUUUGAUUAUGAUGGGACCUUAACCCCCAUUGUGCAAGAUCCUGCUGCUGCCAUACCCACUGCCAAACUAUACAAUAUUAUGGAGAAAUUAGCUGCUGAUCCCAACAAUCAAAUUUGGAUUAUUUCUGGUCGUGAUCAGCAAUUUUUGAAUAAAUGGUGGGGUAGUAAAGUACCACAAAUCGGGUUAAGUGCCGAGCAUGGAUGCUUUGUGAAGGAUAUUACUAGUGAGAAUUGGGUUAAUUUAACUGAGAAAUGUGACAUGUCAUGGCAGUUGAAAGUUGGUAAGACGAUGGAGGAAUUUACUACACGUACCCCCGGGUCAUUUAUUGAAAGAAAGGAAGUUGCAUUAACUUGGCAUUACAGACGUGCUGUUCCUGAAUUGGGUGAAUUCAAUGCAGCUGAAUUGAAGAAAGAAUUAUUGAAAUAUACAGAUGAUUUUGAUUUAGAAGUUAUGGAUGGUAAGGCUAAUGUGGAAGUACGCCCAAGAUUUGUAAAUAAGGGGGAAAUUGUGAAAAGGUUAGUUUGGCAUAAGUAUGGUGAACCACAAGAUAUGCUUACCUCGGUGAGUAAAGAUGUUGCUAAGGAGGAUAUGCCUGAUUUUAUCUUGUGUCUUGGUGAUGAUUUCACUGAUGAAGAUAUGUUUAAACAAUUAAACUGCAUUGAAGAAGUUUGGGAUGAUAAAUAUUCUGAUAAACGUAACAAGAUGGGUAAUUUUGGAUUUUAUCCCGUUACUGUGGGGUCGGCCUCAAAGAAGACAGUGGCCAAGGCUCAUUUAACUGAUCCUCAACAAGUUCUUGAAACACUUGGGUUGCUAGUUGGUGCAGUUAAUUUAUUCCAAAGUGCAGGGACUGUUGAUUUAGAUGCUAGAGGUCAUGUUAAGAACAGUGAAAGUAGUCUGAAAUCUAGGUUGGCAUCUGAAGCAUAUGCCAUGAAGAGAACGGCGUCUACGAAUAGUGCAAAGAGCAAUAACGGCAAGAAUAAAUGA